AUGAAAGCCGGCAUAAGAAAGCGCAAAGAUGACGAGUCCAAGGCUCAAAGUAGUACAAUGAAGGAGAUGAACAAGAUAAACAAAGAAAUAAGCGUGAUUCAGGCUUCCAUGGAGACAGAAGUCGACGAUCAGAGACUCUCUGAUUUAAAGGCCCGAAUGACCGAGCUCAUUACGUCUCGAUCCGGGAUAGAAGAAAGACUGAAGCAGCAUGAAGCCAAUAUCCAGGGCGCUGAUGAUGAAAUCCGUCAAAUUGACCAACCGGAGGGGAUGGAAAUCGAAAGCGACGAUUUCUACGCCCAGUCAGCUUCUGCAAUAGAAAGCCCCUCCAAAAGCGAUGAGGUUCCGGAAGGAGCUGUACCUGUUGAAAGUGUGACCGCUGUUGCAGAAGAAAAUCAGGACGUUGCAAUCACUGGGGAAAGAAAUGACGCUGGAGAACGUGAUGAAACUCACCAAUCUACAAACAAUAACAACAACAGCGAAAUCAGCACCCUUGAAUCGCGAGAAGGCAACAACACUCCAUCAGUCUUAGAUUCAGUUGAAAGCACUGUAGCUGCUCAAACCAGUGAGCUCAGCAAAGAGAAUUCACAAAGUCAAACAGACAGCAGAAACGAACGUACACUACAGCCGCAGCAUAUCCCGAGGACUUAUGAUGAUUAUAAUUCUGUGGCAAUGGAUGCUCAGAUAAAUAAUGAAACCGAUGGGAUUUCACUCGAAAAUGGCACCGUCCUGGUACAAACCCGGCAAGGUAGCCUAUCAAUGAAUUCUUACGGAUGGCGAAAUAGUCCUAUGUAUAUUUGGAGCCAACAACCCGCUUCUCGCAGGGCCGAUCAUGUGCCAUUUUUGAGUGAAGCACCGCACUGUGAUGCUAUGAAGAAAGAGAAAGACGUACUCAUAUACAAGGGCAAAGUUGGAGCCAGUAGCAUGGGAGCCUAG
Penicillium longicatenatum is the source of this 933-nucleotide messenger RNA. RefSeq lists its product as uncharacterized. The transcript has a single exon. Lineage: Eukaryota; Fungi; Ascomycota; Eurotiomycetes; Eurotiales; Aspergillaceae. The record is from RefSeq and is a predicted model, not a curated record. The coding region runs from base 1 to 933 and encodes 310 amino acids.